Messenger RNA from Baudoinia panamericana UAMH 10762, 1794 nucleotides. RefSeq lists its product as uncharacterized. Bases 125 to 1741 code for a protein of 538 amino acids. The record is from RefSeq and is a predicted model, not a curated record. NCBI's taxonomy places the organism in Eukaryota, Fungi, Ascomycota, Dothideomycetes, Mycosphaerellales, Teratosphaeriaceae. The transcript is spliced from 2 exons.
UCCGGCACUGAGCCCAACACCUGCCGUUAAUACACCUGUCCCGGCACGGCCGAACUUCGCAACACGUCCUUCCUGGAUUGGUCCACCCCGACCUGACCGUCCGGUGACCCCGGGUGUGCCGGCCAUGAAGCAACCCGUUACCGUAGAGUAUGCCUCACCAGGCCUGCAGCCGCCCGUCUAUGUCUUCACGAGUCUCAGCGACCCGCAAUGGAGCGAAGUGGAAAUGGAACAGGAGAAAAAGGACGACGGCGAGUACCGCUUCUCUCAGACCUUUGCAGCCGAAGAAGGCGAGUAUCAAUAUAAGUUCAGGCUUGGACCGGGCGAUUGGUGGGCUUUGGAUGAUACCAAGCCUAGCGUGGACGACGGCAUGGGCAAUAAGAACAAUUUAUUGACAGUGAAAGCGCCGGCACCCGUCCAAGCAGCUCUGGCCGAGAAGGGCACAGGGCCGAAUGACCGACUGAAGGCGCCGGCAACUGUGCAACCCGAAGCCACUGCACCGGUAACGUUGCCUCGAAAUUUCGAGCAGUCUGCGCCAGCUGCACCAACACCCGCACAAGCACCGGAUGCACAACCAAAGGCAGAUCGUCCUACUGCCAUCCAGCUACCGACAGCGGUGGCGCAGCCGGAGACUGUGGCUACUCCUGCACCUGCACCGCUCAUGCCACACGAAGAAGCUUCGGCAUCCGCUGGCGAGCCUCCGAAGUUCAUCAGAGUGCCAGAUGUGACCGUGACCACCUCGUCCACACUUGCGCAACAAGGACCGGUGACACCUGCUCCUGCACCGCUGAUGAAGCAUGAGUCUUUCUUUCCACAGUCCGCGGGUAGAGACCAGGAUGAUCAGGACGAGUGGGACGUCGAUCAUGGCGACGAGGAUCUGAAACAUGCGGCCCAGAGCGCGAAAGUUACCGAGCACCCGGUCAAGGAGGAUAGACUGCCUGGCGCGAGGCAAGCCCAGCAGGAGAAGCAAGAAGAGAAGGAGGAGGAGGAGGAGGAGGAGGAGGAGGAGGAGGGGGAUGAUGACGACGAUGUCCAUCUUGACAGUCCUCUUCUGCGACACGAAUCUAUGACUCCAGAUGCCAUCGAGCAGACACAAGCACCACUCAUGCGACACAAGUCGUCUGCCAUAGGCGAACACCUCGAUGAGCCGAAUCAUUACACGCGGUCAAGCGAGGAAAACCUUGUGGCCGAAGAAGCAGAUCCAAACGACCCAUCCCUCGAGAAGUUUCCGACAGACCAAGCUGGCAUCUACCAGCACAUACAGCGGUCUUGCACUGAACUCGACGCUGAUGAAGGCGAGAAAGACCACGCCAGAGUCAACUCGCCUUCAUCGCGCACCCAAUCGCUACCGAGCGUGCAAGAAGACGAUGAAGACGAUGAUCCUGACCAAGUGCGAGAGCAAGGGGGACCAGCGGCCACGAAAGAGACCGCCGGCGAACAAGUCGGCCCAGUGGCGUCAGAAGUGCCAGUCGUGAUGGUAACGAAGCCGCAGGAGCCUCGACCAAGAGCGCCGAUGACUCCGCCGAUGACCCCCAAAGAGAUCGAGACGGAGACCGAGCGCGUCGCCGAGGAGAUUGUGGAGCUUGCAAUCGUUGGAAAGGCUGUCGAGGAGACUGUAGCGCAGGCUACGGGCGAGCAAACCGAGAAGGAUGAGACUCAGGAGGCCACUUUGCCAGGGUCCACGAAGCAGGCUGAUACCGCGAAGCCGGCGCCUUCUGUUCUCCUGCACCCAAUGGUCCUGUAAGUCUUGAUGUUCGUGAGCUCAUGCUUGGGGUGAUGCUAACAUAAGUGACAGGC